AUGCAACUGAAUCAAAGAAUCUUUUUAGCUCUUUCCCUCAUAUUUUAUAAUCUAGCAAGACUAGCAAAUGCUACUGCUUCAACUUUUACAACAGAACAUGAUUCAAAAAACUCUGUUUCCUUUAUCUCAUGGAAUUCUGAAUCGUCAUCAGUAGAAGAUGAAUCCAUCAAUGAGCAAAAUAUUGAAGAAUUCCUUAAUGAUAAGGUGUCCUUACAAAACCCAAUAGUAAUCUAUCAAUUCACGAACUUCCAUUUACUACAACAAUUAUUACAACCAUCCUCAUCAUCCUACCCAUUCUUAACCAACUUCUUCGAAUCGGGAAACCUACAAGAAAUGCAAACACCUUCAUCAUUUGAACCUUCCAUGAUCAGCGAUGAUAUCUCCGAAAAAAACUUAACAAGAUUCAAUAUCGACACGUUACCAAGCACCGCAGGUGAUUUAUUAUUCAAUAAUGAAGAAAUAGAAUCAAGCUCUAUCGUUUGGUUCCAAUUCAAUGACGAUUCAUACGAUUUGAAUACACUGGAUGAAUUCUUGGAAUCUACGAUUAUCUUCUUGAAUGAAAACACUUCUAACGAUUGCAAAUUUAACGUUUUCUUGAACAGUUUGGACUACGCUGAUAAUGAUGAGGAUUUGAAAAUUAAUGAAUUGGCUCAAUUAUAUCAUAAGAGAGUUUCUCAAGAUAUUGAGGCUUUAAAGCAUGAAGAAUUAAAAAAGAAGAAGAAUAAUAGUAAGGAAGACGGCAAAGAUGAUGAUGAUAAAUUGAGUAAGAUUUGGACGGAAGGUUUAAUCAUGUGUUUAAUCGUUUCUUUGUUAUUACUUAUCAUAUUGAUCAUGGCCAUUUCUUGGGUUUCUGAUAUAGGAAUCAGUUAUGGGGCUUUGGAAACAACUACUAAUCCACUAAAGAAGAAUAAUUAG
This is a messenger RNA of Naumovozyma dairenensis CBS 421, 915 nucleotides long. It is a transcript of the gene VOA1, whose product is annotated as Voa1p. The transcript has a single exon. The coding region runs from base 1 to 915 and encodes 304 amino acids. The record is from RefSeq and is a predicted model, not a curated record. Lineage: Eukaryota; Fungi; Ascomycota; Saccharomycetes; Saccharomycetales; Saccharomycetaceae.